UUCGUUUUGAUGUGGCCGCUCGCUUGCCUGUAUGGAGAGUUGGUGAGAGGAUGGAGUCACGAAGUGUCUCGGCGAGGGGAGCAAUGGCUACAGAGGGUGCUUCCUCAGAACUCAUAGAAAAAAAACGAACGAAGUUGCUCAGUGUCCUCCAACAAGAUCCGGACUCUAUCUUGGACACGUUAACCUCUCGGAGCCUGAUUUCUGAGGAGGAGUACGAGACUCUGGAGGAAAUCACAGAUCCCCUGAAGAAAAGUCGGAAGCUGUUGAUUUUGAUACAGAAGAAAGGAGAGGACAGCUGCCGGCAUUUCCUCAGGUGUUUGUCUAAUGCCUUUCCAGAGUCAGCGUCCACCGUGGGCUUCAAGCACGAAGUUCCACGGCAGGAAGCUGAAGAGACUGUGGGGGUGUACAGGAAUUCUGAAGAUGCCCUUUCUCUUGGGACAAUAACCCCGGAGAUAGCAGAGCUCUCAGAAGAGAAAGAAUGUCUAGAUCUGAGAGCUUCGAAGUUCUUCACCUACAAGGAAAGUGGCCACAGGGAACUUGCAGUAUCCUCCUGGGAGAACCAGGAAGGGCGUGGUACAGCGCAAGUCACGGCUCCCCAUUCAGUAAAAAGAGUUGAGUAUGAAGUCCCAGCAUGUAUCACCUUCUUAAGCAAUGGGCAGAGAUACGAGGAGCCAGAUGAUUCACUGUACUUAGAGGAAGGGGAACAUCAAGAAUACCUUGGGUUCCCAGAAGAUGUGGAGACUGUCCUGGAGGAAGAGGCCGGCAAGGACCCCCAGUGCUUUGUAUAUGAUAAUGAAGAGGAAUGGGAGAAUGAAGAGACCAUGGGGUUCUCCAGUGAAGCCAGUAGCUGUUCAGAGAUCGAUUUCUCAUUCGAGGAAGAGGAGAAAAGCGCUGAAGAGAGAAAAAGAGUAUUUCAGCAUGUCCUGUCCUGUUUGAACAUGGAUAGAAGCAGGAAGCUUCUCCCAGAUUCUGUGAAGCAGUUUUCCACAGACCGAGGACGUGAGUGGACGCCCGAGACCCCAGGGGACUUAGCUUGGAAUUUCCUGAUGAAGGUUCAGGCUUUAGACUUGACAGCCAGAGAUUUUACCCUUAGGCACAAGAUGGUGGAUGAAGAGAACAAAGAACUGCUGCUGGCUGGAAUGGAGAAGUUAGGAAUUGGAGACGCACAAACCAUCAAUCCCCUGGAUGUCCUCUGCGCCUGCAUGCUUUGCGCAGACAGCUCUUUGCAACGUGAAGUCAUGUCAAAUAUGUACCAGUGCUGGUUUGCUCUUCCCCUGCUACUGCCAGAUGCAGAGAACAACAAAAGCAUCUUAAUGAUGGGGGCCAUGAAGGACUUAAAGCAGCACACAACCCAGUCCUCAGGCGGGCCCCCCAGGGAAACAGGUGCGUCUCUGAGUCUCAUGAAGAUGCCUGUCAUCUCUUUUGUGCGACUGGGACACUGUAGCUUCUCCAAGUCCAGAAUUCUGAACACCCUGCUCAGCUCCUCUCAACAGAAACCACACACGUUUUUCCUCCAUCGGGACCUGUCGGUUCCUGUGCUGCCUCGGCAAAUUUCUGAUGGCCUGGUGGAAGUGAUGUGGCACUUUCCCGACAAUGUGGAGCUAACAACGAGCACACACGUUUUCCAGAAACCUGUUGCUGUGGCCAACCUUCGUGGCGAUCUAGAAAGCUUUUGGGUGCAAUUUGGGUUUCUGGUAGAAGUUUCCUCCGCUGUGUUCUUUCUCACAGACUGCCUCGGUGAGAAGGAGUGGGCCUUGCUGAUGUUUUUAGGAGAAGACGUCAUUGAAAGGUGCUACUUCAUCCUCAGUCCCCAGGCCAAGGAGAGUGAAGACGCUCAGAUUUUCCAAGAGAUCCUAAAACUGAAGCCAUCACAGCUACUGUUUUGGGAAGUAGAGGAAGCUGGGGAUAGAAGGAGAGCUAUGGAGGCCCUUCAAGCUGCCCUCCAGGAAGUAAUGUCGUCUCCACUCAAAUGUGUGUCCCUUGAAGAUAUGGCCUGUCUGGCCAGGGAGCUGGGGAUUCAGGUAGACCAAGACUUUGAAGUUAUUCAAGAUACUCAAGUUUCCCCCAGAACAAUUGAAGGUGAGGACUACCAAGCACGGAGUCAGACAAAAAGCCCAUCUGAAAGCCGAACUCAGAAGCCACUCAGAGAGCCUGGAACUCAAUGUGAGGAUAGCCAGAAUGCUCUAAUCUUCCAUCAGACUCCAGUAUUCAUGCCUUAUCCAGCACAUGCAUGGCCCUUGCCCAUUAAGGCUGGAAGUAACUUUUACCGUGUUCCUUUGAGAGCCCCCUGGGCUAUAAGCUCCCACUUUAGAUCACAGCAGAAGGCUAAGUGGUUCUUUCCAUUCCCCCAUCAGAAUACAGGUGUUCACAGCAGAGGUCAAAACUUUGGUAUUAAAUACUUCCCACCCUGGAGAUGUUAUUCAAGGGGAAGAUUCACAAGAUGUUCAGCAACUCCUCAGCAGUAUCACCCGAAUGGACCAUUUGGGAGAUCACAGAGACAGACUUCUCAUGUACAGACCCAUCCUAAGAGCAGGCAGAUGUCCAGAACUCUUGAGAGGUCUGAGACAGUGGUCUCUCGAGUAGGUCACAGACGUACUCUUGGCUCACAAGCAAAGAGAGCCGCAGGGAAGCCACAACCUGAGAAAGCCUGUGCCCAGGGGCCGCAGCUGACUAAAGCAGCUGGAAAGUCUAUAAGGACACUGCCCCAUAUUAAAUAUCCUCACCCUCAGCCCUGUCAGCCAGCAGGAGCCGUUCAAGAACGGAUAAUGCCAGUUUCUCAUCAAGGAGCCCAACAAACAACACAGGGAAGGCCUGCAGACUUAGCUUUCAAACCAGGGUCUCAAUCUACAUCUGGGAGUAAACUUUCAUCUACCUCCCAGUCCAGUUCCCAUCAACCCAAAUUCCAGAGCAAACACUUCCAGCCUCAGCCCUUUCAACCUGUGCCUUCUCAGAAAAAACCCUCUCAUUCCCGUCCCUCCCAAGCUAAACCCCCUCAUCUGAAUCCCUCUCAUGCAAACCCUACUCAGGGGCAGCCUUCCCAAGCUAAACCCACUCACUCCCAGGCCUCCCAAGCUAAACCCACUCACUCCCAGGCCUCCCAAGCUAAACCCACUCACUCCCAGGCCUCCCANCACUCCCAGGCCUCCCAAGCUAAACCCACUCACUCCCAGGCCUCCCAAGCUAAACCCACUCACUCCCAGGCCUCCCAAGCUAAACCCACUCACUCUCAAGCUAACUCCCAUCAUCCACAUCCUUCCCAUGCUAAGCCCUCUCAUCAGAAUCCCUCUCAUGCUAAGCCCACUCAUCCACAGUCCUCCCAAGUUAAGCCCUCCCUAUCCCAAUCUACUCAGCUUAAGGCACAUAAACCCCAUCAGUCCCAAUCGAAGCCUUUUCAACCAAGACCCACUCAGCCUAAAGCAUCUCAGACUAAGCCUUCACAGGCCAAGGCCUUCCACCCAAGAGCAGGGAGACGUUAAAGAACAUACUCUAGAGAUCUAGGAAGUAUGAUCUUUGCUUAAGUUAUUCUUCUCAUAUAACAGUCUGAAGAAAAGUUUCAGUGGAAGACUGAUAAAAAUAGCCAAACAAAAAAAUAUGCAAAGUCUUAAGUGCAUAGCAGAGUUUCUAAGUGUGGGAACUGUGGAAGCAGUUAACAGUAGGGUCUGGCUGGGCAAGGUGGCACACACCUACAGGGUUUAGCAUGAGGGCUGUGUCAUCCCAAUUCAGGAGAAGCAGGCAGAUCUCUGUGUGUUCGAGGUCAAUCUGGUCUACAAAACAAUGGCAUAGCCAGUUCUAGAUCAGCCAGAGUAUAUAAUGAGACCCUGUCUGGUUUGGAUCUAGCAUCAAACCGAAGAGUUCAGUCAGUAUUCCAGAAGACAUCAUUAAUUACACUCAGUGGGUUACCCAAACCAAAGCAACGACUAACCCUCCUAAGGAGCAGGAAGGAGUGGGUGGGGGUCAGGCUGAGCAGGAAGAGAGAAUAGCUGAGGAUGGAUAUGAUCAUUGUAUACAUAUAUGAAGCUGCCAAAUCAUAAGUGCAAGAUGAGGAAAGAACAGGAUCUAAGGAUACAUGAACUCACUGAGCCCAGCCCUCGAUAUCCGAUGGUGUGGGGCUUGAACCCAGGGAGUGGAGUCUGUGUGACUGUAAAAUGAUGAAAAUAUGGAGCUCAGCUUAUCUCAGUGUUGAAGAAAAGCAGCUUCAGAGGUGCCUUGGUUUGGGUUUAUUAUCAGGCACUGAGCAGAUAGACAGCCUGCACCAUUGGUACAGUUAAAUCAGCUUGCUUCUGCUAACAGCCACAGUAGUCAUGCCUGAUAUGACUAUCUCAUUUAGCCCUUAAACACGGAAAUAAUGAGUGUUCAAUAAAACAUACUUUUACAUUAA
Messenger RNA from Mus caroli (Ryukyu mouse), 4378 nucleotides. It is a transcript of the gene Card6, whose product is annotated as caspase recruitment domain family member 6. Gene Ontology annotation, biological process: regulation of apoptotic process. Lineage: Eukaryota; Metazoa; Chordata; Mammalia; Rodentia; Muridae. The record is from RefSeq and is a predicted model, not a curated record.